Molecule: messenger RNA, 443 nt
Organism: Nilaparvata lugens (brown planthopper)
Lineage: Eukaryota; Metazoa; Arthropoda; Insecta; Hemiptera; Delphacidae
Product: regucalcin-like
Biological process (GO): L-ascorbic acid biosynthetic process
Molecular function (GO): calcium ion binding; gluconolactonase activity; enzyme regulator activity
Source: RefSeq, a predicted model, not a curated record
GAACAGAAGGGCAAUCUUCAUUCUGAAAGAGCAUAACAUAACCGGAUUCCCAACUGGAGUAACUAUAGACACGGAAGGGAUGCUGUGGGUCGGCGUUUUCAUUGGUGGACAGGUAUUGAGGAUUGACCCGGAGUCUGGUAAACUGUUGAGGUCGAUAAAAAUACCAGGCAAACAGGUGACAAGUGUCGCAUUUGGAGGGAAAAAACUGGACACUUUAUUCGUGACAACGUCACAGAUUCUACAGGAGAUUUCCCCACCAACCAAGAACGAUGGCAGGGUUUACUAUGUAACUGGCCUCAAGUCUUCUGGAAAGCCAAUUAUAGGAUAUCCUCCACAAUGUGUAAACCUAACAUGAAGUUCACAAUAAACAAGUGCAGGUUGUUCAUGAAAUUGAAUGAUCAAUGUAUGGUGGAUGACUGUAUGCUGAAUAAAAGAUUAACCAA